AAGCUUGCACAUGUAACAGGAUGGGUUUUGGUGUUUCUGGUAUUUCUGUGCACAAUCUGGAGAACUCCAGCCUACCCAGAAACUCUGUAUAAAGAUCAGAUGAGUAAAGUGCGCCUUCCCUGCCAGUCCCAGAUCACAAAGGAGCCAGUUACAGUCAUAUGGAAAAAGACACCUGGUAGUAAAAUACUUUUCUUUAACGAAAGAAGUCACACUAAUGAUGAUAAAUAUUCACUGGGUAGAAAAUAUCGAGACGAUUGGACCCUGGUGAUAGACACGCUUCUGAAGAGGCAUGAGGGGGACUACGUGUGUCUGCAGAUUUCUCGUGGUGUAAGAACCACCCUCAAGGAGUACACACUCCGCCUGAAUGGUCCACCUCAAAUACCACCAAGUACACCUUGGUCAAUAAAAAGAUCGGUAAAAGAGGGUGACACAGUGGAUUUGUGGUGUAACGUGUCGAGCCCAACAAAGCCUUACAUCCACUGGUUCACACAAGAAAGUGGACAAUUAUAUCCGAUCCAUGUCAGCGGUCCACUUCUACAAAUCCGUAACAUAUCCAGAUUCUGUGCCACAAAACAUGUCUGCCUCGCCGAGAACGAAUACUCAGAGAGUCCCAUUAAUAUGACGUUUGAUACUGAAGUGAAAUUUGCGGCGCAGAUACUUUUAUAUGAUGCAAGACCCAUCAAAAAAGAUUUACGAUCGACUACACUCUUCAGAAAAAGUGAUGUCGAAGUGAUAUUACGAUGUGACGUCAUGGCAUCGCCUGACAUUGAGAUAUUCUGGAAGUUCCGAAAAUGUAAUAAUUCUGAACUCCAAGAACUUGCAUCCUACACAUCAGGAAAGGGGAUCUCAAAGACAAAUAUCACGGAAAAUAUUUAUAGAUUCAAAAUUAAUCAUGUCCCAGAGAAGAGCGUGACAAUGUUUGAUAUAAUUUUUACAACGAGUCAGAACUUGACCUUCUCUACUUAUGUAUGUGAGGCGGAGAGCGAUAAAUUCCCGAGCGAGAAGAAGAGCAUCGCUGUUGUGCAGCGACGAUAGAUCGAACUUCAUCUAACGGAGAUUCCAGAAAAUGAGAUGAGCCCUGUCGUUGAGAAUAGACUCGAACUUCAUAAAUGCACUAUCUUAUUAAUUUAAUGUAAUUACAUUAAGUGUAAUUACAUGCACACGAGGUUGUACAUUAAAUGUUGACCAUUGUUGGAAAUAAAAGAAAAAAGUUUG
Saccostrea cuccullata (small rock oyster) is the source of this 1215-nucleotide messenger RNA. Its product is annotated as immunoglobulin superfamily member 10-like. The record is from RefSeq and is a predicted model, not a curated record. Lineage: Eukaryota; Metazoa; Mollusca; Bivalvia; Ostreida; Ostreidae. Gene Ontology annotation, cellular component: cell-cell junction; plasma membrane. The transcript is spliced from 7 exons. Gene Ontology annotation, molecular function: cell adhesion molecule binding. Gene Ontology annotation, biological process: cell-cell adhesion. The coding region runs from base 100 to 1035 and encodes 311 amino acids.